AUGGCGGCCACGAAAGAGCGCAUCACCUGCCACAUCCUCGACACGUCCAAGGGCAGUCCGGCUCGUGGUGUCCGCGUCCGGCUCGAGCUGACGGCGCCACGACAGCCGCCGGCAACGGCGUCCGGCACGAUUGAAGCACCCGGCGGCCACCACUACCACGGCGGUGCCACCAAGGUGUUUGAGUCGCAGACGAACGACGAUGGCCGCGUCACCGUGUGGCUGCCGUACUCGUCGUCCAACGCGUCUGGAGAGGUGCCUGUCUAUACGCUCGACGACGUGCUCGGCGAGGCCGAGGAGGAGGCUGCGGCCCGGUCGACGUCGCCGCUGCCAUCCACCUGGACGCUGCGCUUCGACGUCGACGGCUACUAUGGCGUCGGCAACGCCUUCUUCCCCGAGGUCGCCGUGACGUUCCGCGUGGCCCCUGGGCAGCACUACCAUGUCCCGCUGCUGCUGAACCCGUUCUCGUACACCACGUACCGCGGCAGCUGA
Molecule: messenger RNA, 489 nt
Organism: Grosmannia clavigera kw1407
Lineage: Eukaryota; Fungi; Ascomycota; Sordariomycetes; Ophiostomatales; Ophiostomataceae
Product: transthyretin-like protein
Exons: 1
Coding region: 1-489 (162 amino acids)
Biological process (GO): purine nucleobase metabolic process
Source: RefSeq, a predicted model, not a curated record